Messenger RNA from Ostrea edulis (European flat oyster), 651 nucleotides. RefSeq lists its product as uncharacterized. The coding region runs from base 40 to 531 and encodes 163 amino acids. Lineage: Eukaryota; Metazoa; Mollusca; Bivalvia; Ostreida; Ostreidae. The transcript is spliced from 3 exons. The record is from RefSeq and is a predicted model, not a curated record.
GGUGAUGCCGUUCAAUGAUAUUUUAUUUUAUCAUUGUGUAUGAGUAUCAUGACGACUGUAAAGCUCUAUCAUUUACGGAUUAUAUAUUUCUAUGUAACGUUUUUCUCUGGAUUAGUAGGUACAUCCUCAUUUGUGUGGAAACACAUUCAGCAGUCAUCAACGAACAGUUCGUUUGUCCCCAGUUUUGGUUGUGAUGGCGACAUGGAGACCUUUUCUCUGACCAAUGAUGGAGUUAAUCAGUUGUGGUCUGUUGAGAUGAACAAUACUUACACUAUUGGUUGGAUCUUUGUCAGCGUUGGUACUGCGGAUUAUGAAAUGUAUGUUGAAAAUACUGAAGAUCAAAGACCCUUGAAGAACUUCUGUCUACCUGAAGGAAGUAAACUAAGUUCACUUCAACAAUUGAUGACAUGUGAAUAUCCUAAUUCUGUCAUCGUGAAAACGAAUAAAAUAACUAUUCGUCAAAUAGGAAAUGGAUCAAUGAAAAUAUUUGAAGUUAAACCAAUAGGUAAAUGCAGAGGGAUGGAAUCCUAAUUUCCAUCAAAUGUAUGCUCUGUAUACAUCAUUCAUUUUCAUUUUAUUUACUUCCCUUUCCUACAAUUUUGAUUGUCUUUUUUCCAAAAUUAUAAUACAUUAAAUUUUUAAUUCAUGUCU